AAAUUUAACUUAUAUCAACCAUGAAACAUGCCAAAAGCCCCCACUCAAACUUACAUGUUAUUCCAAUUCAUCAAUCUACAAUCAUAGAAAUGCCACCUUCUUGGAUCACACCAUCUUUUGGCAUGGCAUAGCACCCAUAAGCUAUCAAACACCACAUCACAUUUUCCCAUUUUUGAUUAAUCAUUAAAAAAAAAUCAAUUUUAUAGUAAAAUAAUAUACUACUACAUACCCUAAACUCAUUUUUGUUACAUUUAUCUUUUCGUCGGCGUUUGCCCAAUUCACUUUAAACUUCUUUUUUUUGCAAUUUCUUGAAAUUUUAAAUAAAAGAAAUAGUGUCCCACCAUCUCUAUGAUUUUGUUUAAUCAAUUCCUAAAAAGAAAGGAGAGGCAGAAGUCCUAAACCAAACUUAAAUACUGACUAUAAAUCCUCCUCAUUUCUCAGUCACUCCCUCACUCCCCAGUACUCUCUCUCUCCUCUUCUCUCUCUCUCUCUCUCCUCACAAUGCCGCAAUGCUUUGACGUCUCUCUUCUAUUGUGACGAAGAAGCAUUGCUCGGCAAAAGCAGGGAUCUGAAACUCAUCAAUCACUCCUCCGAAUUCGCCUCGCAUUUCCAUUUCAUGGAGAUCUAUUGAGUUUCAAAAAUCUAGAGAGAGAAUAGGUGAGCAGAGCAGAGCAUUUCCCCUGUUUUUUCCUUUCUGAGCUGAAAAGGGGGAAAACCGAAAAUGGCGGAGAUAUCGGGUAAAAAUUUCAUACCGGAAUCGUUUCAAGGGUACACGCCGGACAUCGCGGGGCAAAUCGGCCUACUGUGGGAGCUAAUCAAGGCGCCAUUGAUAGUCCCCUUGCUCACCAUCUGCGUCUACAUUUGCUUGGCUAUGUCGAUAAUGGUGUUCAUGGAGAGGCUCUACAUGGGCGUCGUCAUCAUCCUGGUCAAGCUCUUCUGGAGGAAGCCGGAGAAGCGCUACAAAUUCGAGCCCAUGAAAGACGAUUUGGAGAGCGGGAACGCCACUUACCCUCUCGUGCUCGUUCAGAUCCCCAUGUUCAAUGAAAAAGAGGUUUACAAGAUCUCCAUUGGCGCAGCUUGCAAUCUCUCGUGGCCUGCUGAUAGGCUUGUCAUUCAAGUUCUCGAUGAUUCCACUGACCUCGUCGUCAAGGAUAUGGUUGAGAGGGAGUGUAUAAGGUGGGCAAGCAAAGGCAUAAAUAUUAGGUACCAAAUUAGAGAGUCAAGAGGAGGCUACAAGGCCGGAGCCCUUAAAGAAGGCCUCAAGCGCGACUACGUCAAAGCGUGCGAGUACGUCGUCAUUUUCGACGCCGAUUUUCGGCCCGACCCCGAUUUUCUCCGACGAUCCGUCCCCUUCCUCAUCCACAACCCCGACAUUGCCCUCGUUCAGGCCCGAUGGAGGUUUGUGAAUUCCAACGAAUGCUUGCUGACGAGGAUGCAAGAAAUGUCAUUGGAUUACCAUUUUAAAGUAGAGCAAGAAGUUGGAUCAGCCACUCAUGCAUUCUUUGGCUUCAAUGGAACCGGAGGGAUAUGGAGGAUCGCGGCCAUAAACGAGGCCGGGGGGUGGAAGGACAGGACCACUGUGGAAGACAUGGACCUUGCUGUUAGGGCUGGUCUCAAGGGCUGGAAAUUUCUCUACUUAGGAGACCUCCAAGUGAAGAGUGAACUCCCUAGUACUUUCAAAGCAUUCAGAUUCCAGCAGCAUAGGUGGUCUUGUGGCCCUGCCAAUUUGUUCAGGAAAAUGGCAGUGGACAUUGCAACAAACAAGAAAGUCACUCUGUACAAGAAGUUCUAUGUGAUCUACAGCUUCUUCUUUGUCCGAAAGAUCAUAGCCCAUAUGUUCACCUUCUUCUUCUACUGCGUUGUUCUGCCAUUGUCAAUCCUCGUCCCAGAAGUCUACGUUCCUAAAUGGGGAGCUAUCUAUGUCCCCUGCAUCAUAACAGCCCUCAACUCAGUCGGAACUCCAAGGUCAUUCCAUCUGCUGUUCUAUUGGGUGCUGUUUGAGAAUGUGAUGUCGUUCCAUCGCACAAAGGCCACAUUGAUCGGUCUCUUGGAGGCUGCGAGAGUGAAUGAAUGGGUGGUGACCGAGAAACUCGGAGAUACACUCAAGAACAACAAAAUAAGUAACAAAAUCGCAUCUAAAAUAUCCCUAUCUAAGUUGCUAGGAGAUAGGAUCAACCUACACGAGCUCGGAUUUGCAGUGUUUCUAUUUAUCUGUGGAUGCUACGACUUCAUGUAUGGGAAGAACUGCUACUUCAUAUACCUAUUCCUUCAAGUCAUCACCUUCACAAUUGCGGGACUCGGAUACGUUGGCACCAUUGUUUAACGGCAUUUCUUGGCAGAGUAUGAUGAUGAUCUCUCUGCCUCACAUUUAUGUAUUUGUAUCCCUACACAAAAAAAAAAUGUACACAAGAUUGCUUGCUCUGUUUUGGUUGCAUCAAAAGAGAAUCACAAGGGCUGGAAUUCGCCCGCGAUUUCUGUCAGCAAAUAUUGACAGAGAAAAGCACAGAAAAUAUAAGCAUGAGAGCAUGUUAUACAGUUGAAGAAAGAAAGGUUGCAGGAGCAUAAGUAUCAUAAAUAUUAGGCUAGGAAUAAUAUUGUUUCCUUUUGAUUUUCUUUAGCUUAUAGUGGUUGUAGUUGUGUGACAUUGUAUUUCAUUUUAGUCGGUUAAAUUUUUGUGAUGAAUUUGUAUGAAUUUUUGGUGGGAUUUUUGAUGCA
Messenger RNA from Salvia miltiorrhiza (redroot sage), 2715 nucleotides. RefSeq names its product glucomannan 4-beta-mannosyltransferase 2-like. Gene Ontology annotation, molecular function: mannan synthase activity. NCBI's taxonomy places the organism in Eukaryota, Viridiplantae, Streptophyta, Magnoliopsida, Lamiales, Lamiaceae. The record is from RefSeq and is a predicted model, not a curated record. Bases 722 to 2323 code for a protein of 533 amino acids. The transcript has 9 exons. Gene Ontology annotation, cellular component: Golgi apparatus.